This is a messenger RNA of Meriones unguiculatus (Mongolian gerbil), 303 nucleotides long. RefSeq names its product large ribosomal subunit protein eL29-like. The record is from RefSeq and is a predicted model, not a curated record. The transcript has a single exon. The coding region runs from base 1 to 303 and encodes 100 amino acids. NCBI's taxonomy places the organism in Eukaryota, Metazoa, Chordata, Mammalia, Rodentia, Muridae.
AUGCAGGCAAACAACGCAAAGGCAAUGAGUGUGCAAGCAGAGGCCAUCAGAGCCCUUGUGAAGCCUGCGGCAUUUAAGCCCAAGAUACCAAAGGGCCCUAGCCACAAACUCAGCAGUCUGGCUUUCAUCGUUCACCGCAACCUUGGGAAGCAGAUUCGAAGCUACAUGGCCAAAGGUCAUAGGCUCUGCGAAUCAAAGCCCAAGGCUCAAACCAAGGCAGAGGCCAUAGCUCCAGCUAAAGCCAAGGCUUCACCUCCAGCUCAGGCUCUCAAAUGUGCCCAGGCCCCUGUAAAAGCCCCGUAG